Messenger RNA from Teleopsis dalmanni, 4500 nucleotides. RefSeq lists its product as uncharacterized. The record is from RefSeq and is a predicted model, not a curated record. The transcript has 2 exons. Gene Ontology annotation, molecular function: nucleic acid binding; zinc ion binding. The coding region runs from base 1 to 4500 and encodes 1499 amino acids. Gene Ontology annotation, biological process: DNA integration. Lineage: Eukaryota; Metazoa; Arthropoda; Insecta; Diptera; Diopsidae.
AUGGGAACACACUCAGAAGGUUCUUUCAAGAACGCAGAACUAUCGGUUAAAAUCACUAGUGUUGAUUUAGAUUUAAUAAAAAGGAUGCAUAUCACAUUUAUUGUUGUUUCUUGUGGCAAUGAAAUAGAAAUUGAAAGGCAUCGAUGUUUUACAUAUGAAACUGCUACAUAUUUUGUAUCGAAAUAUGCUAUCGAUAAUAUGCCUCCUACACUAUAUAAAUACUUUAUUCAUGGUCCGGAGAUAAUAUCGCACGCUAUGUUACCAAUUGGGCAAUUAAUGGAGGAAGCGCAAGAAGCACCUUGGGAUAUUCUGUCAAAUCGGUAUGACAACAAACGACUCUUGGUGACAGCAUUACUAAAUAAAUUGUUAUCACAACCAAAUAUAACAAUUGAAUCAACAAGCAGUCUUAAGGGCAUACAUGGUGUUACAAAAGAAUGUUAUUAUGGAUUAGCAGCUCAAGGUAUUGAUGUUAAAUCUUGGGACGCCAUAAUGGUUCACGUAAUUAUUAGAAAGCUAGACAAAGCUUCACAUACAGCAUUCGAGCAAUCGUUAGAAGACAGUCGAAGAAUAAUUUCAUUAAAAGAAUUAUUGCGGUUCCUAGAAGGAAGAUUUCAGGCAUUCGAAUCGAUGACGAAUGGAAACCACAAACAAAGUCACAAACCACGACAUCCAGCAGUUGCACUUGCAGCUACAGACUCAGGAUCAAAAUGUAUUACUUGCAAUAGUAGUCAUCAAUUAUUUUCAUGCGAAACUUUCAAACGUAAAUCCAUACAACAGAAGUACGAUUUACUAAAACGUCAUAAAUUGUGCACAAACUGCAUGAAACCUGGUCAUAUGGCAUUACAAUGCUCCAGCAGGGGUUGUACUAUAUGCCAAAGAAGACAUAAUACACUGUUGCAUCAAAAUAGACACCCAGUUCAACUAUCAAAUCAUACGUCAGUUGAAAACACUUCAAGGCCACUUGCACAAACAACUCUAAUGUCGUCCAUCAAUCAUGGUCAGACCAGUUGCGUUCUUUUGGGAACAGCAAAACUUUUAGCCUCCAACUCUAAUGGAAGAACAGUCGAGUGCAGAGCAGUAUUGGAUUCAAGUUCACAAAUAAAUAUUGUGACUGAACGAUUGGCAUCCAGAUUAGGGCUGCAAGUAAGCUCCAGUUCGAUUUGCAUCGAAGGCAUAGGGAUAGGUAAAUUGAGUUCUAAAAGUCGUACAACACUUUCUGUGCAAUCAAAAGUGACCGAUUACAAAACAAUACUUGAAGCAAUUGUGUUGCCAAAAAUUGUGUCCAAUCAACCAUCGCAACACUUACAAAUUUCAAAUUGGAAUCUGCCCAAUAACAUCCAAUUAGAAGAUCCCACAUUCCAUAAGUCUGACAAAAUUGAUAUGUUGCUUGGAGCAGAAUUUUAUCAUCAACUCCUAAGUCCUGGUCAAAUACAACUUUCAAGGGAACUACCAAUUCUACAGAACACUGUGCUCGGAUGGAUCGUAUCUGGAAAAAUCCAAAAUGCUAACACAAUGAUUGCAACAUGUGGAAUAGCAUCAGAAGAUAGUUUAGAAAAUGCAAUAGAACAAUUCUGGAAGGUUGAAGAAGUUGAUACUCACUCAAAGGUCUUGUCAAUAGCAGAGCAACAAUGUGAAGCUCAAUUCACUCAAACUACAUAUCAGAAUGUUACGGGACGAUUCAUCGUACGUCUUCCUUUUAUAAAUGACAGAUUCGCUUUGGAAGAUUCGAAAGACAUUGCUACAAAUAGAUUUCUAGCACUAGAGCAUAGACUUUCAAAGGAUAGUCACCUCAAACGACAAUACGUAGAGUUUUUAGAUGAAUAUGAAAAAUUGGGACAUAUGACCGAAAUAGAUAUUGAAAGGAUUAUGUCACCACAUUACUUUAUACCACAUCAUUGUGUGCUUAAACCCGACAGUACCACCACUAAGUUACGUGUGGUAUUUAAUGCAUCAUCCAAAACAACAUCAGGGCAAUCUCUCAAUGAUUUACUACACAUCGGACCAACUGUUCAAAGUGAAUUACUGUCUAUUUUAUUACGAUUCCGUCUUCCUCGUUAUGUGUUUCCAACAGACAUUGAAAAGAUGUACCGACAAAUACUUGUACAUCCAGAAGACAGACAAUGUCAGCUUAUCGUUUGGAGAAAUGAACCAAGUCAACCUAUAAAGUACUUUGAACUCAACACAGUAACAUAUGGUACUAGAUCAGCACCGUAUCUAGCAACCAAAUGUUUGCAAGUUUUAGCUGAUGACAAUAUGCAAAAUUAUCCAUUAGGUGCAUCUGCUCUCAAACAAAACCUCUAUGUAGAUGACUGUUUACAAGGGGCAGAUAGUCUGAGAACAUUGUUGGAAACUCAGAGUGAAUUAAACAAAAUACUGACAGCAAGCGGUUUUAAAUUGCGAAAAUGGUGCGCAAAUCAUCCAAGUCUACUACAAGGAAUUCCACACGAUGACUUAGAAGUCAAUUUAGAUUUAGAAAAUAAUAACGAUACAACAAAAACUCUUGGGUUAUCCUGGUGUCCAAAAUCUGAUAGUUUAUGCGUCAAGGUUAAAUUGGAACCUGUUUGCAGCACGACGAAGCGCAGUGCAACUUCAGAUUUAGCAAGGCUAUUUGAUCCACUAGGACUUUUGUCACCAGUUGUGGUGAUGGCAAAGAUCUUUAUUCAAGAAUUAUGGAAUUUAAAGAUGGAUUGGGAUGAAAAACUGACGACUGAAUUACAUAAACAGUGGUUACAGUUCCGGAACAAUUUGACAAAAGUAAAUUGUCUGCAGAUAUCUCGUCAUAUUUUCAAAGGCGAAGUUCCUGCCAACAUUCAAUUACACAUCUUUACAGAUGCAUCAGAAAAGGCAUAUGGUGCCGCAGCGUAUUUGCGAUCAACACUUCAGAAUGGUCAAAUUAUUGUACGACUUUUGUGCGCCAAAUCUCGGGUUGCACCUUUGAAAAGGUUGACAUUACCUCGUCUCGAACCUCGUCAGUUGCGCCACGUCAGUUCGGAACACAAUCCAGCUGACAUUUUAUCAAGAGGCCUUGCACCCCAUAAACUACAGUCAUCAAGUAUGUGGUUUUAUGGACCUAUGUUCCUGCAUGGUCGGGAAGAACUAUGGCCUUCAAAACCAUCAUCAGCGUUAAAAUCCGAAACCCUCAUUGAUCCUGAACGGAAGAAGGAAACUCAAGUAUCUACAUUGUCUGCUGUUGAAGGCACAGCCAAUCCUGGAGAGUUCAUAUACUCAAUACGACACAACAACUCAUUUGGAAGACUUCAACGGAUAUUAUCGUAUAUAUUAAGAUUCGUAAAAAGAACCAGAAGAAAACAAAAUGAUCAUUCAAGCAAUUUUUUGACUCCAGAUGAUCUAGAUGCAGCACAUCAGGUCAUCAUCAUAAGUAUUCAAUAUGCAGAAUUUAAAAUUGAAAUCAAAAUUAUGAAAUCUGAUGGAAGAAUAAAUAAGUCCAGUGCAUUGGCAUCACUGGCACCUUUUAUUGAUAAUACGGGCAUCAUAAGAGUUGGUGGACGUUUGGAUGCAGCCUCAUUAUCGUAUGACACAAAACAUCCUAUGUUGUUGCCUUAUAACGACCCCAUUGUCAAAUUAAUAAUGGAACAAGUCCAUAAGAAAUACAUACACUGUGGUCCGCAGUCUCUCCUAGCUAACAUGCGUCAACGAUACUGGCCAAUUAAAGGCAAAUUGAUGGCAAGGUCAGUAGUACAACAUUGUGUACGUUGUACUAAAGUAAGACCACGAUUUUAUAAACAACUGAUGGGUAAUUUGCCAGUGACAAGAGUACAACCUGGGCGACCAUUCCUCACCACUGGAGUGGACUUUUGCGGACCUUGGAUACAUUACAGAAUCCGAGGCAAGAAACCACACAAGGCAUACAUUGCUGUGUACUGUUGUUUUACAACUAAGACAGUUCAUCUCGAAGUAGUCAGCGAUUUAACCACAGAUGCUUUCAUCGGAUCACUGAAACGUUUUAUUGCUCGAAGAGGACAUAGCAAGAAUUUGUUUUGUGACAAUGCCACAAAUUUCGUGGGAGCAAGGAAUCAAUUACUUGAACAUGCAGACUCAAUUCAAGCAAACAAGGCACAAGAGAAGAUAAUUAACGAAUGUAAUGAAAGAGGAAUAACAUUUAAAUUUAUACCUCCUCGUGCACCACACUUCGGUGGACUGUGGAAAGCACCAGUCAAAUCAGCAAAACACUUAUUCAUACGAAGUACUAAGACGGUUUCACUAACAUAUGAGGAACUAGAGACUGUGGUAUUAGAAGUUGAAGCAAUACUGAACUCUCGACCAUUGACACCUAUGUCGAGUAAUCCGAAUGACUUGUCAGCACUAACACCUGGUCAUUUUUUAAUCGGAGAACCACUCACAGCAAUGGCAGAUGCAAAGGCCCAAUCAGGAAAUAUAAAUCUGGUGACAAGGUGGAAAUUAGUUUCUCGUCUCAAAUUGGACUUUUGGGAACGUUGGAAAACCGAGUACCUCACUGAACUACAAUGUCGACACAAAUGA